CACCACCCCCGACUCCGCUCCACAUCACAACCAAGAAUGUCGUGAACAGCCUAAAUUUUCCGCAAUGUGCGGAAUCCUCUAUUCCAUUUCCUCAGCCCCCCGCUCACCCUCGGCCGACCACAUUGCGCUGAUCUCCCACCGCGGCCCCGACGCCAUACGCACCCGUGUCGUCCACCGGAACGGACGGACGCAAAGUUUCACCUCCAGUCUCCUCUCGGUGCGCGGCUCCACCCCCAUUCCACAGCCAUUGGAAGAUCCAACGACGGGAUCAGUACUCUGCUGGAACGGCGAGGCAUGGCGGAUAACCGGUGUGCCACUCCCACCGGGGGAGAACGAUACACUGGCGGUGUUCGAAUUGCUUUUGGCGCGCGGGAUAGAUGGGCUUCGUGAACUUGAGGGGGAGUUUGCGUUUGUCUUCUACGAUGCGCCGUUGGGCGUAUGCUGGUUUGGGCGCGAUUGGGCCGGGAGGAGGAGUUUGGUCAUGCGGAGGGAGGAGGAUACGCUGAUGGUUGCGAGUGUCGGCGAUGAUAAGGGCGGCUGGGAAGAGAUUGAGACGGGGGGUGUGUGGAGGUCUGAUGUUGUUUCAGGGGAAAUGAUCUGGCAUACGCUAGGAAAAGAUGCGGAGAUGUUAUAUGAGGUUCCAAAGAUGAAUAUGGCCCUUCCUACUGUCGACGAUGAGUCCGCUAUCCUCAACAUCGACUCUCCCGAGGUUUCAUCGCUCCACGAUGCGUUAGUCAAGAGCUUGCGGUUGCGUGUGAGAGAUAUUCAACUUCCGCCGGAUACCGAUCUCCACUCUCGCCUGAGGAAAGCCAGGCCUGAAGACGACGUCCGGGUUGCAAUCUUAUUCAGCGGCGGUGUGGAUUGUACCACUAUGGCUCGGAUCGCACAUGAUAUUCUUCCCCCAGACGAGCCAGUGGAUCUCCUCAACGUUGCCUUCGAGAAUCCUCGGAUAGUAGCAGCACGGAACGCAGCAGCGAAGAAGGAGGGCACCAAAGUUGAUGGCACCGAUCCCGUCGAAAUAGACCCCUACGCCCUUUGCCCCGAUCGUACAACCGGUCUCUCUUCCUUCCACGAACUCCGCAAAACGUGUCCUACUCGGUUCUGGCGUUUCAUAUCCAUCAAUGUCCCGUACACCGAACUUCUCGCGCAUCGCCCUACGGUGAUCCACCUGAUGCAUCCACACAACACCGAAAUGGACCUUUCCAUCGCCCUCGCAUUCUACUUCGCCGCACGCGGCCAAAGCGACGACUACACCACUCCCGCGCGGAUCCUCCUCUCCGGCCUCGGUGCAGACGAGCUCUUCGGUGGCUACUCCCGGCACUCAACCGCGUUCCGUCGUGCCGGCUACCAAGGUCUCCUCGACGAGCUAAAUCUCGACUUUCUCCGUCUCGGGAAACGUAACCUCGGCCGGGACGACCGCGUAGCCGCGCACUGGGCGAAAGAGAUGCGGUAUCCUUUCCUCGACGACAAGGUCGUGGCGUGGGCAAUGCGCACACCCGUUACCGGAAAGUGUUCCUUCGGCAAGAGCGAAGAUGACGGCAUCGAGAACGGCAAGAAGGUGUUACGACUCCUCGCUAAGAAACUCGGUAUGCCCACUGCCGCCGCGGAGGCGAAACGUGCGGUCCAAUUUGGUGCACGAAGCGCAAAGACGAGUGUUGAGAGCCGGAAAACGAAAGGUACCGACGCGCUCGUCGUCUAAAUACUCAGGUACUCAACUCCCGUCUUUGCAUUUUUGCGGCAGG
Tricharina praecox is the source of this 1742-nucleotide messenger RNA. RefSeq names its product asparagine synthase-domain-containing protein. Lineage: Eukaryota; Fungi; Ascomycota; Pezizomycetes; Pezizales; Pyronemataceae. The record is from RefSeq and is a predicted model, not a curated record. Gene Ontology annotation, molecular function: asparagine synthase (glutamine-hydrolyzing) activity. The transcript is spliced from 2 exons. The coding region runs from base 65 to 1699 and encodes 544 amino acids.